Messenger RNA from Drechmeria coniospora, 195 nucleotides. RefSeq lists its product as uncharacterized. The coding region runs from base 1 to 195 and encodes 64 amino acids. The transcript has a single exon. NCBI's taxonomy places the organism in Eukaryota, Fungi, Ascomycota, Sordariomycetes, Hypocreales, Ophiocordycipitaceae. The record is from RefSeq and is a predicted model, not a curated record.
AUGCUGGUCCUUGGAUGUCGGCGAAUGAUCAGAGUCGCGUACGACCGAGGCCUCAGGGCUGGUCCCUCGACCAACACCAACCCCGACACCACCAACACAAACCCCAAUACCAACACGAUGAACACGAUGAACACGACGAACACCACCAUGAACACCACCAACACCACCGACGCAGCACCAACACCACCAACAUGA